Messenger RNA from Acanthaster planci (crown-of-thorns starfish), 1709 nucleotides. Its product is annotated as acid-sensing ion channel 1A-like. Lineage: Eukaryota; Metazoa; Echinodermata; Asteroidea; Valvatida; Acanthasteridae. The record is from RefSeq and is a predicted model, not a curated record. Gene Ontology annotation, cellular component: plasma membrane. Gene Ontology annotation, biological process: sodium ion transmembrane transport. Gene Ontology annotation, molecular function: ligand-gated sodium channel activity.
UUCGCAUCUAUUAGAAUGGAAAACACGGCAGAGAAAGAGUUAAACACUGCUAAGAAUAAACAGAAACCAAACUUGGAGUACGAAUUCGCAACGACCACCACUCUUCAUGGCAUCAGUCGGGUGGCGGAGAGCAACGGGGCUCGAGCCAAGACACUAUGGGUCCUCGUGCUGCUGAUCGCCGGCUGCUUCUAUGUGGUCGUUACGGUGGACCGUGUUCGAGCCUACCUGAAGUUUGAUGCCAACACCAACGUCAUCGUCGAAUUCAACGACACUCUGGAGUUUCCGGCAGUCACAAUUUGCAACUACAACCGCUUCAUGAACAACAAGAUCUCCGAGGACGACACAAAAUAUGUUAGACACCUGCUAGAGCUGAACGAGGACUUGGUGGACUAUGAGGAGGAUUUCAAUUACACCCAUAUCGACGAUCUGUUUGGAGAAGGAUUCAACUACACCCAGUUUGCCCUGACCACUGGGUUCACACUUAAUGAAUCUGUGAUUCGCUGCGACUGGAAAGGUGUUGCGUACAGCUGCAAUGCCCUCAAUUUCUCGUCUUACUACUCGCCAUCCUACGGCCAGUGCUACACGUUUAACACUCGCGGUGACCAACACAGUCACGAACAAAGUCAGCAAGGCAUCGGCAAUGGACUUCAGCUGAUCGUCGACAUAGGACAGUCCGAGUACACGGAAACUUUCAAAAGUGGCCACUUGGAAGCCGGGCUGAAAUUUGCCAUUCACCCACGCGACGAGUUGCCCUUGAUUGGUACUAUGGGCUUAUCGGCAGCCCCUGGGUUUCACACGUACGCGUCAAUGCGUCGGGUACGCCACAUCAACCUCCCCGAACCGUGGGGCGUCUGCGGAACGGGAGAAACAAUGGCUGUAACGGGAGAUUCCAGAAAAUACAGCCGCAACACGUGCUUGAGAAUUUGUCGUCGCGAUGCCAUCAUUGAGGUGUGCGGAUGCCAACCUUUUGGGUACGAAAGGGCAGUCGAGCCGGACUCAUCCGAGCUCGUACCGCUGUGUGACAUCGACCGGUUCUACUGCGUCGCACACGCACUCGAGCGCUACAGGGCUUCAUUCUCCGCGUUGGAUUGCACGUGCCCCGUCGCAUGCGAAUACAUAACCUACGAGACAGCGCUCUCCGUGGCAAAGUAUCCUAGCCAGAGCGUGAUCAAUGACAUUCUCAGCGGCUUUCCUGACGACGAAGCGAGCAAAGCGGGCGCUGUCGACGCCGAGUACCUGGACGAAAACCUGGUGUACUUGGAUGUAUACUUCGAGGAGCUCAGCACCAUUACGUACAAGCAGGUGGAGGCUCUGCCUUUUACGGCUCUGGUCGGGGAUAUGGGCGGCCAACUCGGACUCUUUCUUGGGGCCAGUAUCAUCACCGGGGCGGAGCUACUGGACUAUGCCAUACGACGACUGAAGCUGCUGAUCCUGAAGGUAAAAUCGGCGAAAAAGAUACGAUCGGGCCUGAUGAGAUCCUAAUGGCCGAGGACAGGAAUCAUCAUGCGUUCGGAAGGGAGGCUACGAAAAUUCGUCGAUAUAAUUCCCAAUGCCACGGAAUCUACGCCCUUAGUUGCGACUGAGAUAUCAACCGGAUGAAAAUGACAGGAAAUAACACGGGAACAAGACUGAAACGACGCAGCAUGGGGAAACAGAGUAUUUAAAAAAUGCAAAAGAGAUACGAAAUAGAAAUGUAGGCUUAGGUAUAA